AUGAAGCUGAUCGUUCUCUGCGCCGUGCUGGCCGUGGCCUGUGGCAAGAGCUACCCCAAGAGUGACAUCAAGACGCCCUCCAAGACCUACGGAACUCCCAAUAAGGAUGCCGAGCUUGUCAAGAAAGCUGGCAGCGUCGCAGGACUCGCUGGAGGCCCUGCCGCCAAGCUCACCCUCGGGCGUCGGUCCCAAGGACUUGUCAGCAACCAACUCGGAGGGUUCAACGCCUUUGGAGGAAGAUUCAACUCCUUCGGUGGCCUGAACUCGUACGGUGGAUCCUACAACCCGUACUUUAACGGAUUCCCCGGUCCGUAUUACGGCCCGUACUAUAACGGAUACGGGGGAGUCGAAGGUCUGCCGUUCUCUCAGCUGUUCGGUUAUGGCCCGUACGGGCAGGUUUACGGAAACUUCAACCAGAGGUUCGGAGGACGGUACGGAUACUAUGAUAACUACAACUACGGGUUCCCCCUGAACCUUGGAUACGGAAAUGGAUACAACAACUUCCUUCCGUACAAUGGAUAUUUUUAA
Molecule: messenger RNA, 528 nt
Organism: Amphibalanus amphitrite
Lineage: Eukaryota; Metazoa; Arthropoda; Thecostraca; Balanomorpha; Balanidae
Product: heterogeneous nuclear ribonucleoprotein A3 homolog 2-like
Exons: 2
Coding region: 1-528 (175 amino acids)
Source: RefSeq, a predicted model, not a curated record